AUGAGGAUCCUUCCACAGGGCUCCUUCUUUCUCGUCCUCCUCCAGUUUUGCAGGCUUCUUUGCGCGGAGUCCGAGCCAUGUCGGGAGGGCUUCCGAGAGACGGAGGUCACCUUCGCUGUUGGACGAAUGGGGCUGGAGCCAGGCCAGGAGCUGGGGCAAGUGGCAUUGAUCAAGUGCCCUGGACAGGUACCGGAACUGCUGAGCACAGAUGAUCAUUUCACCGUGAUGAGCGAUGGGACGAUCUUGGUGAAGCAUCCAUUGUCCCUACCGGACAGGAGAACCUUCUCUGUCUAUGUCAGAGACUCGACUGGCCAGGAAGCCUCUGUCAAAGUGACAGUAAUGAGGGGGCAGAACCCCUCUGAUGAGGAAAAGCAAGUCUUGAAGUCUUCCUCAUCCAGACACAGCCUACGGAGACGGAAGAGGGAAUGGGUUGUACCUCCCAUAUCUGUUUCUGAAAAUGGGAAGGGUCCUUUCCCCCAGAAGCUCAAUCAGCUCAAAUCCAACAAGGACAAGGCCACCAAGAUCUUUUACAGCAUCACGGGUCCAGGAGCCGAUAGCCCCCCUGAAGGAGUCUUCACCAUUGAGAAGGAGACAGGAUGGUUGCUGGUGAACCAACCGCUGGACCGUGAGAAAAUCGCCAAGUAUGAGUUGUUUGGACAUGCAGUGUCUGAGAAUGGUGCCUCCGUGGAAGAGCCCAUGAACAUCUCCAUUGUUGUGAUUGACCAGAAUGACAACAAGCCCCAGUUCACCCAGGAGGUUUUUAAGGGGAGCGUCACCGAAGGAGCCAUGCCUGGUACCUCUGUGAUGCAAGUAUCAGCCACAGAUGCAGAUGAUCCUAACACUCACAAUGGAGCCAUUGCUUACUUUAUUCUGGACCAGAAUCCCAAGGACCCUCACGACCACAUGUUUACCAUCCAUCGAGAGACUGGGGCCAUUAGCGUGAUUGCCAGUGGCUUGGACAGAGAGAGAGUGGCUGAGUAUACGCUGACCAUCCAGGCUGCAGACAUGGAAGGAGAAGGCUUAUCCACCACAGCAUCAGCAGUGGUGGAGAUUGCAGAUGCCAAUGAUAACGCACCUAUAUUUGACCCUCAAAAGUAUACAGCUGAGGUGCCCGAGAACAAGGUUGGGGUUGAAGUUCAACGAUUAACUGUGACAGACCUGGAUGCUCCCAACACACCAGCAUGGAGAGCAGUUUACCAGAUCACACAAGGGGAUGAGGGGGGCCACUUUGCCAUAGCCACAGACCCAGAGAACAACCAGGGCAUCUUAACAACCAAGAAGGGCUUGGACUUCGAGACCAAGAACCAGUUCACCCUUUACGUCGUAGUGUCCAAUGAGGCUCCUUUUGUGGUGAAGCUUCCCACGUCCACGGCCACAGUCACGGUCAACGUGGCAGAUGUGAAUGAAGCCCCUGCCUUCCUCCCUCCCACUAAAGUAGUAGAUGUCUACGAGGGUGUUCCUAUGGGGGAGAAGAUCUACACCUACACUGCCCAGGACCCUGACAGGCAGCAAAACCAGAAGCUCAGCUAUCAAAUUGUAAGUGACCCUGCAGAGUGGCUAAUGAUUCACCCAGAGAGUGGAGAUAUCACUGCCAAGGGCCUCCUAGACAGGGAAAAUGAACACUUUGUCAGCAAUAAUACCUACAAGGUCACAGUCUUGGCCAUUGAUGAUGGAAACCCUCCUGCCACGGGCACUGGUACCCUCCUGCUGACCCUCGUGGAUGUGAAUGACCACGGUCCCAUCCCGGAGCCUCUCCAAAUCACCAUCUGCAACCAAAAGACUGUGCCUCAGGUGCUAAACAUCACUGACAAGGACCUGCCCCCCCACACCAGUCCCUUCCGGGCUCAGCUCACUCACGAUUCUGAUAUUUACUGGAAUGCAGAAAUGAAUGAGAGAGGAGAUGCUGUGGCCUUGUCCCUGAAGAAAUUCCUAAAGAGUGACGAUUAUGAAAUCUAUCUUAGUCUGUAUGACAACCACAACAAAGACCAGCUGACCGUGAUCAAGGCAAAAGUGUGUGACUGUGAGGGCCACGUGUCCAUCUGUCCAGGGGCCUGGAAGGGUGGCUUUGUCCUGCCUGUCCUGGGAGCUGUUUUAGCUUUGUUGAUCCUCCUGCUUGCCCUCCUAUUGUUGGUGAGAAGAAAGAGGAAAAUCAAGGAGCCCCUCCUGCUUCCAGAGGAUGACACCCGGGAUAACGUGUUCUACUAUGGCGAGGAGGGAGGCGGUGAAGAGGACCAGGACUACGACAUUACUCAGCUUCAUAGAGGCCUGGAUGCCCGACCAGAAGUGAUUCUCCGGAACGAUGUGGUGCCCACCUUCAUCCCUCCCCCCCUGUACCGACCCCGUCCAGCCAACCCAGAUGAGAUUGGCAAUUUCAUCAUUGAGAACCUGAAGGCAGCCAACAGUGACCCCACAGCUCCUCCGUAUGACUCGCUGCUGGUGUUCGACUAUGAAGGAAGUGGUUCGGACGCCGCCUCCCUGAGCUCCCUGACAUCUUCCAACUCGGACCAGAACCAGGAUUAUGACUAUCUGAACGAAUGGGGCAGCCGAUUUAAGAAGCUGGCCGACAUGUACGGCGGAGGGGAAGAUGACUAGCAGGGGCUUUGCUCGCCUUGGACAGAAUUCAUUCCUUGCUCUCUGGACCCCACUCCCAGGAGGAGCAUAUAGUCGUACCUCAGAGAUAACGUGACUCUUCUGCCCUAAGAGCAGACUCGAUGCAUCAUUUGGCCCGGAGAUAUUUCAGAUCUUCUGACUUUGUCAAGAAAGUGACUUUACUAUGAGUGCUUUGCUCUCAAGAAUCUGGAUGAAUCUGAUGGAAAUUCGGAACGAUCUAGACAGCAGAUCUGCUGGGAUUCUUCUUCUUUGAGUCUGUAGAUAAUCUACACCCCUGCCUACUAAAAAUCCCUGGCCAUCAUCGCCUCCCGGCCAUUUGUCUGACCUCUACACGCUCUGAGUGGCACUUAUUCACCCAGUGUCUGUUAACACUCUCCAUUCUCUUCUGCCCCAUGUUUGGAGACAGCAGCCAAACGGUGCCCAGAGAGAAGCUGGGCGUCUUUUAUUUCUUCAAUUUCUUUCUUUAUUUGGAGAAAGGAGAUGCAGCUCAGAAGCCGAUGAAUCAUCCCCAAAAUUGUAGCCAUGGGAAGUUGUGUGGUUUGGUUUUUUUUUCCCGCCAAGACAAUGACAGCAUUUUUUAUAUAGAAUAUCCAUGGGCUACUUUUCUGUUUUGUUUUUUUUUUAUUAUAUAUAUCUGUGUGUGCGUGUGUAUGUGUGUGUGAAGUAGAUGAAGUGUCAUGCUAAAUGAUGACAAUCAUGUAAACGUACCAAGACUUUUUAUUAAAGAAACUUAACAAAA
Gracilinanus agilis (Agile Gracile Mouse Opossum) is the source of this 3349-nucleotide messenger RNA. RefSeq names its product cadherin 3 (gene CDH3). Gene Ontology annotation, cellular component: catenin complex; adherens junction; plasma membrane. The coding region runs from base 1 to 2592 and encodes 863 amino acids. NCBI's taxonomy places the organism in Eukaryota, Metazoa, Chordata, Mammalia, Didelphimorphia, Didelphidae. The record is from RefSeq and is a predicted model, not a curated record. The transcript has 16 exons. Gene Ontology annotation, biological process: multicellular organism development; homophilic cell-cell adhesion; calcium-dependent cell-cell adhesion. Gene Ontology annotation, molecular function: cadherin binding; calcium ion binding.